CCAUCGCCGAACAAAGCUCAACUGGUGUAAAUGAGAACACCUUCAAAUCAUAUAAAACACCCAAAAACCAAGCGGUAAGACAUCAUUCGAGUGCGAUCAUCUCACCAACUCAGUUCAGGUCCGAAACUCAGUGGAGCUUACGAACAUGAAGGCGUUUGUGGUGUUGUCGGUGGCCCUGGCCAUCGCAUCCUGUGCGGCAGUCGAGCAAGAAGCGCCCAAGAAGGACAAGCGAGGCCUGUGGGAGCUCGCGGAUAACCAUUACGGGUUUAAUGACUACGCGCAUCAUCACACCAAGGUGCAUCACCACACCAAGGAGAUCGUCACGAAGCACGUUGAUCGACCGUACCCGGUUGAGGUUGUGAAGAAGGUUCCGUAUCCAGUGCAUGUUGACCGUCCUUACCCAGUGGAAGUCGUCAAGAAGGUUCAUGUAGACCGUCCUGUCCCAUACCCAGUGGAAGUGAUCAAGAAGGUUCCAGUGGUUGUUGAAAAGAAGGUUCCGUAUCCAGUGGAAGUCAUCAAGCAUGUCGACCGACCUUACCCAGUUGAAGUGAUCAAGCAUGUUGACCGUCCUUAUCCAGUGGAGGUCGUCAAGAAGGUGCCAUAUCCAGUGGAAGUGAUCAAGCAUGUCGACCGACCUUACCCAGUUGAGGUUGUCAAGAAGGUUCACGUUGACCGUCCCGUCCCAUAUCCAGUGGAAGUCGUCAAGCAUGUUGACCGUCCUUACCCAGUUGAAGUGAUCAAGCAUGUUGACCGUCCUUACCCAGUUGAGGUCGUUAAGAAGGUUCCGGUCCAUGUUGACCGUCCCGUCCCUUAUCCAGUGGAGGUCGUCAAGAAGGUCCCAGUUGUUGUGGAGAAGAAGGUUCAUGUUGACCGUCCCGUUCCGUAUCCAGUGGAAGUGAUCAAGCAUGUUGACCGUCCCGUCCACGUUGACCGACCUGUCCCAUACCCAGUUGAGGUCGUGAAGAAGGUCCCAGUCCAUGUUGACCGCCCUGUCCCAUUCCCGAUUGAUCGUCCGUACCCCGUGGAGGUCGUCAAGAAGGUCCCGUACCCGGUUGUCCAGAAGGAGUUCGUCGAAGUGCCCAAGCCUUACGCAGUUCAUGUCGAGAAGCCCGUCCCAGUGCUCGUCGAGAAGAACCACCAUCACCACGUCGAGAAGCACUGGGAUCAGUACUGAGUGGUCUGAGUUUGUGAGAUCGAAUGAGUAAUAAAUGUUAAGUUUUGUACAGCAAUGAACAACAACUCGAAA
Molecule: messenger RNA, 1246 nt
Organism: Culex pipiens pallens (northern house mosquito)
Lineage: Eukaryota; Metazoa; Arthropoda; Insecta; Diptera; Culicidae
Product: mantle protein-like
Exons: 3
Coding region: 146-1174 (342 amino acids)
Source: RefSeq, a predicted model, not a curated record